Lotus japonicus is the source of this 1364-nucleotide messenger RNA. Its product is annotated as AT-hook motif nuclear-localized protein 17. The record is from RefSeq and is a predicted model, not a curated record. Gene Ontology annotation, molecular function: DNA-binding transcription factor activity; minor groove of adenine-thymine-rich DNA binding. Lineage: Eukaryota; Viridiplantae; Streptophyta; Magnoliopsida; Fabales; Fabaceae. The transcript has a single exon. The coding region runs from base 249 to 1100 and encodes 283 amino acids. Gene Ontology annotation, cellular component: nucleus.
CAUUACAUAUCAUCUCUUCACGCUCUUUCCCUCUAUUCCUAUUCUCUCUCCCCCAACCCAACCCUCUUGUUAUUUACUACAACAUCUAACAAUUGCAAUAACUACACCCAUCCAAAAUCUAAACCCUGCUCCAAUCAUUUACUAUUGUUGAUUUCGUUUUCUAAUUAGAACUAGAAGUAGUAGAGCAGUAAGUUAGCAAAUAGAAAAUUGAUUCAGAGAGAUAAACAAAGCAAGAAGAACAAGAAGCAAUGAAAGGAGAAUACGUGGAGCAACAUCCAAAGAAUGAAGCAGCUUCAGACAUGUUCUCAAAGCUUCACCACCAACAACAACAACACCACCACCACCAAUCACCACACCCACCACAACACAUCUUCCCUCACAACCCCUUCCAACUCACCCACACCGCCGCCGUGGACGACGGCGGCGCAUCUCAGAAGCCAAACUCCUCCGGCGACGGAUCUUCCAUUGAGGUCGUGAGGCGACCCAGAGGUCGUCCACCCGGGUCAAAAAAUCGGCCAAAACCGCCUUUGAUCAUCACCCGCGACCCGGAACCCGCUAUGAGCCCUUACAUUCUCGAAGUCGCCGGCGGAAACGACGUCGUUCAAGCCAUCGCGCUUUUCAGCCGCCGCAAGAACAUGGGUCUGUCCAUCCUCACCGGUUCCGGAACCGUCGCGAACGUCACUCUCCGGCAACCUUCAACCACUCCCGGAGCGACGGUUACUUUUCACGGCCGCUUCGACAUCCUCUCCAUCAACGCUACGUUUCUUCCUCAGCAACAGCCGGCGCUUUCCGGCGGAUUCUCCAUCUCGCUCGCUGGACCGCAAGGGCAGAUCGUCGGAGGGAUUGUCGCCGGCGGAUUGAUGGCUGCCGGGACGGUGUUCGUGGUGGCUGCUUCGUUCAACAGUCCGUCGUACCACAGGCUUCCCCCGCCGGAGGAAGAGGCUGGGAACUCGGCCUCAGCAGGGGAUGUACAGUCGCCGCCUGUGUCCGGUGGCGGUGAUGAUCAGGCGGCGUCGUGUGGGAUGUCAAUGUACAGCUGUCAGUUGGCUUCGGAUGUGAUUUGGGCUCCAACGGCGAGGCCACCGCCACCACCGUACUGAAGAAAUCACAUUCACAUUGGUAGUUUCUGUUUUUCUUUUGCUAACUCUGUAUUGUGAAAUUAUAUUAUUAUUCUAUUUAUUUGCUUUUUUUUUCCUCUUUUUUUGGUCUGUUUAAUUAUCUAAGUUUAGUUAUAUAUAUAGCUUCAGUUAUUAGAUUAAUAGAAACACUAGCUUAGAUUAGUGUUCACUAUUGGAAUUAUAUAGCUAUAGGGUACUUUGCUUUCACUUUGCCUCCUUCAACAACGAUGUUUCUUUUUCUAGUAA